AUGAUGAAGGGACUGGAGCAUCUCCCUGAGGAAUGGCUGAGGGAGCUGGGGCUGUUCAGACUCAGGAGGAGACACACCUGAGAGGGCCUUCCAAAGUGUAUAAAUAUCUAAAGGGGGUGCCAAGGAGAUGGAUCGGGCUCUUCUCGGUGGUGCUGAGCAAUAGAAGAGGCUGCGGGCAUGGGAAGUUCCACCUGGACAUGAGGCAGAAUAUCUGUGCAGUGACCGAGCCCUGGAACAGACACCAGAGAGGGGCUGGAGUCUCCCGCACUGAGGUGUUCCUGGACCGGGAUCACGGCCCGGUACAGCCCGGAUCACAUCCGGGAUCACAGCCCGGAUCACAGCCCGGGAUCACAGCCCGGGAUCCCGGCCCGGUACAGCCCGGGAUCACAGCCCGGGAUCACAGCCCGGUACAGCCCGGUACAGCCGGAUCACGGCCCGGGGCGCUGCGGCCGCCGGCCGGCAGAGGGCGCUGCAGCGGGCGGUGCCGCCGCGCGGGGCCCGCCGGGACAGCGACGAUGGCGGCCCGUGUCCUCUCGUCCUGCGCCCGCCGCCUGCGGCCGCUGCCCGCCCGCCCCGCCGCGCUCCGCUCGCUCCGCCGCCUGCCGCCCGCCCCGCCGGGCCGCCCCGCGCCGCCCGCGCUGCUCCGGCUGCCCAGCGUGGCCGCGCCGCUCUGCCGCGGCUUCUCCGAGCUGCCGCCCCUGACCUUGGCCGACAUCAAGGACCGGGUGCUCUACGUGCUCAAGCUCUACGAUAAGAUCGACCCCGAGAAGCUCACAGCCGAGUCCCACUUCAUGAAGGACCUGGGCCUGGACAGUCUGGACCAAGUGGAGAUCAUCAUGGCCAUGGAGGACGAGUUCGGAUUUGAAAUUCCUGACGGAGAUGCAGAGAAGCUGAUGUGCCCACAGGAGAUUGUAGAUUACAUUGCAGAUAAGAAGGAUAUUUACGAGUGAAGCAGUUCCUCAGAGGACUUGUCCCACACCAGGACUGGGCUGGUGCCGGCAGGGAUGGAUGGGAGCGCACACGCUGUCCCACUGAGGCCUUCAUUGGGAAGCUGCACGUGGAUGUUGUAUUUAAAACUGUCUGAAUGUGUUGUCCUUUAAAAACCAGAAAAAAACAGGAAUAAAGAGUUAAGACCA
This is a messenger RNA of Parus major (Great Tit), 1136 nucleotides long. RefSeq names its product NADH:ubiquinone oxidoreductase subunit AB1 (gene NDUFAB1). Gene Ontology annotation, biological process: fatty acid biosynthetic process. Gene Ontology annotation, cellular component: mitochondrion. Gene Ontology annotation, molecular function: acyl binding; acyl carrier activity. Bases 33 to 950 code for a protein of 305 amino acids. The record is from RefSeq and is a predicted model, not a curated record. The transcript has 4 exons. NCBI's taxonomy places the organism in Eukaryota, Metazoa, Chordata, Aves, Passeriformes, Paridae.